AUGGAAGAACAGAUAGAACAAGCUGUUGCCAUCGCUUUGAGCCCCUCUUCGGAUCAUACUUUGAAAAGUCAGCUCCUCCAAAUUCGAACUACAUUAAUUGAGUUCGUUAAGCGAGAAUAUGUUCUCGAAGAAGUUAACGGUGUAGAAUUUAGUUCCGAACCGCAAUAUUUCUUUGAUGAAUUUUUGGCAUUACUUCAAAUUAAUCCUAUAAAUGGUAGCAAAACCAACGUCCGUACAAUAGAUAUAUUUCUGAGAAUAUUAAUGUCAAUUGAUGAAGAAGUAGUGAAUUUGUCUGUUCCUAGGAAAAAAGAGGAUGCACAAAGAAAUACGUCCAUUAUUGUAUGUAAAGGAAUGAAACCCUUAGACAAAUUUGAACUGAUUCAAGUCUUGAAUCUAGCAGAUGUCAUGAGACGUUUAGAUCUCGUAAGUAAUCUUUUCGUAAAUUCUCAACUUUUUGCGGAUAUAAAUGUUGAUAUUCACCCUCAUAAAACCAUAAAACAAGUCGCUAGGCUUACUAAUGUUCUUGGCGUAGAAUUAUGCAAAAUAUGGGAAGAAGUGGAUUCCGAAACAAAACCUGUUGUAUAUGUUCAAAUAGAACUCUUACUGCAAUUUCUAUUGAAAUUUUUGGCUGACGAAUACGAUGAUACUUCUUGUGCUGUAUUUCCUUUCGUAUCAGCAUUGCAAACAGUGUUAAAAAGGCAGAAAAAUUUCUCUGGCGCAUUAACUGGGUCACAAAGAGAAUUUAUGGAUUCGUUACUAAAAGUGGUAGUUCUCAAAAUGAAAUACGAUGACGAAACAGAUUGGGGUGGAACGGAAGACGGAGCAGAAGAUGCUGCAGAAUUUUUGGAGAUGCGUAAGAAUCUAAAAUCAUUUUUUGAAGCGAUUUAUCACAUCGACGCACAAUUGUUUACAACAUAUAUUCGUUUGGCUGUGGUUAGUACUUUGGAAAAUUAUGCAAAAUUAGGAAAUGCGCUUGAUUGGCGUGAACUAGAAUUAGCAUUGUACUUGUUACAUUUAUACGGGGAAGCAAUUAAAGGAAAAGUUCAGUUUGUGGAGAAGCAUAACAAUGAAAUUACAGCAUAUACUCCUUUAGGGGAAAUGAUGAAUCAAAUGAUUCAAUAUGUUUCUUCAUAUUCACAUCCAGCCAUUACCCUGAAUUUUUUUGAAAAUAUUUCUCGCUAUUCUCAAUUUUUUGAGAUACAACCUGAUUGUAUCCCUCCGGUACUUGGGGCGUUUGUGGAUAUACGUGCUGUAAUUGAACCCUCUGAUAUAUCUGCGGACAGUAAUCCUUUGACAAAAGAUAAAGCAAUGGAAAGUGGAUUUAGCGAGCAGAUAUUCCUUUUUGAAACUGUUGGUAUAUUAAUCACAGCCGAAUGUAUUCCUCCGGAUAAUCAAAUGGAAUUUGCAAAAGUAUUUUCAACAUAUUGGGUUUUUGUCUUUAGCUGUUGUCAAAAUAUUCACCCUCAUUUCGUGACAGGCCAUCCUCGUUCAAUACUUCAAUUGCAUCACUUGAUAAUGGCUAUUGGUAGCAUUGGAAAAGCUCUAUUGCGUUCAUUAAUUGCUCAUUUAUCUCUGCGUCAUAUAGGAUUCCCUGAAGCUCCCAAAGGAUCUCAUCCAACUAUUCCAUGGGUUGGAAUUCUAAAACAGGCUACUGAAAUUGUUCUUGCAGUGCUUAAAAUUUUGAACAGAUACGAAAUUAUCAGGGAUGCUGUAUGUUUCAAAGUAAAUUAUUAG
This is a messenger RNA of Racocetra fulgida, 1734 nucleotides long. The record is from the annotation of a GenBank genome assembly. NCBI's taxonomy places the organism in Eukaryota, Fungi, Glomeromycota, Glomeromycetes, Diversisporales, Gigasporaceae.